AUGGUGGGGAUGAAGCCAGGGGGAGGAGUGUUGCGUUUCUCCUCCAUGGCCCCUCUCCUCGGCUCCUCUUCCUGCUCCUCGCCUCGCUAUGCUGGGCAGUCGCUGUCCGGGGCGGCGACGCUGGUGUCCUCGCCGGAGGGGGUGUUCGAGGCGGGCUUCUUCGCGCCGGACCCCCAGCAGCCUGCCCGCCAGUACCUCGGCAUCUGGUACCACGGCAUCUCGCCGCGGACCGUCGUCUGGGUCGCCAACCGCGUCGCGCCGGCCACCUCGGCCCUGCCGUCGCUCGCGCUCACCGCCACCGGCGAGCUCCGCGUCCUCGACGGCACGACGGCCAACGGCACUGCCGCCGCGCCGCUGCUCUGGUCCUCCAACACCUCCUCGCGCGCGGCCCCGAGGGGCGGCUACUCGGCGGUGCUCCAGGACACCGGCAGCCUCGAGGUGCGCAGCGAGGAUGAUGCGGUGCUCUGGGACAGCUUCUCGCACCCGACGGACACCAUCCUGUCCGGGAUGCGCAUCACCUUGCAGACACCCGGGAGGGGCCCCAAGGAGCGGAUGCUCUUCACGUCCUGGGCCAGCGAGACGGACCCUUCGCCGGGGCGAUACGCGCUCGGCCUCGACCCGAACAACUCCGCUCAGGCCUACAUGUGGAAAGAUGGCAAUGUUACCUACUGGAGGUCAGGACAGUGGAAUGGGGUGAAUUUUAUAGGCAUUCCAUGGAGGCCACUCUACAUGAGUGGGUUCACACCGGCAAAUGAUCCAGUGUUAGGAAAAUAUUACACAUAUACUGCAACAAACACCUCUCUACAGAGGUUUGUUGUUCUGCCAAAUGGCACAGACAUCUGCUACAUGGUUAAAAAAUCUUCACAAGAAUGGGAGACUGUCUGGUACCAACCAUCAAAUGAGUGUGAAUACUAUGCUACAUGUGGUCCAAAUUCGUUAUGCACUGCGUUGCAAGAUGGCAAGGCAAAAUGCACCUGCCUAAAAGGUUUUCAUCCGAAGUUGCAGGAGCAGUGGGAUGCAGGAAAUUGGAGUCAAGGUUGCAUCAGGAGCCCACCUCUGGGUUGUGAGGCCAACCAGUCUGGGGAUGGAUUUCUUUCAAUGGGAAACAUAAAGUGGCCUGAUUUCUCAUAUUGGGUAUCUACAGUGGCAGAUGAGACUGGUUGCAGAAGUGUCUGCCUGAACAACUGCUCAUGCGGUGCUUAUGUCUACACGGGUACAACAGGGUGCCUAGCCUGGGGUAACGAACUAAUUGACAUGCACGAGUUGCAAACUGGGACAUAUACUCUAAACCUGAAGCUUCCUGCUUCUGAGUUACGGGUACAUCACCCAAUUUGGAAAAUAGCCACGAUAAUAUCAGCCAUAGUGCUAUUUGUUUUGGCUGCUUGCCUUCUUCUAUGGUGGAAGCGUGGUAGAAAUAUUAAAGAUGCAGUGCACAGAAGUUGGAGAUCAAGGCAUUCAUCUACCCGAUCUCAGCAGAAUAGUGCUAUGCUGGACAUCUCACAGUCGAUUCGUUUUGAUGAUGAUGUGGAGGAUGGAAAAAGUCAUGAACUCAAAGUGUACUCCCUGGACCGCAUAAAAGCUGCUACAAGUAAUUUUAGUGACUCUAACAAGCUUGGAGAAGGAGGAUUCGGUCCUGUCUAUAUGGGAACAUUUCCUGGGGGAGAAGAAGUAGCUGUCAAGAGGCUUUGUAGGAAUUCAGGUCAAGGCCUUGAAGAAUUCAAGAAUGAGGUCAUACUAAUUGCAAAGUUGCAGCACCGCAAUCUUGUAAGACUACUGGGGUGCUGCAUACAGAGAGAAGAGAAGAUCUUGGUGUAUGAGUACAUGCCUAACAAAAGUCUAGAUGCAUUCCUCUUCAAUCCUGAAAAGCAAGGGCUUCUAGACUGGAAGAAACGGUUUGAUAUAAUUGAAGGCAUUGCUAGAGGGCUGCUAUAUCUCCACCGGGAUUCGAGGUUGCGAGUUGUUCACCGUGAUCUAAAGGCCAGCAACAUUCUCCUGGAUGCGGACAUGAACCCCAAGAUAUCAGAUUUUGGAAUGGCAAGGAUCUUUGGAGGGGACCAAAACCAAUUUAAUACGAAUCGCGUCGUCGGUACAUUUGGCUACAUGUCUCCUGAAUACGCAAUGGAAGGCAUUUUCUCAGUCAAGUCAGACGUCUACGGCUUUGGAGUCCUGAUCUUGGAGAUCAUCACAGGAAAGAGGGCUGUGAGCUUCCACUGUCAUGAGGACUCCUUGAAUAUCGCAGGAUAUGCAUGGCGGCAAUGGAACGAAGACAAGGCUGCGGAGCUGAUCGAUCCAGUGAUAAGAGCAUCGUGCUCGGUUCGACAAGUCCUGAGAUGCAUCCACAUUGCACUGCUCUGCGUGCAAGAUCACGCCGAUGAGCGACCUGACAUCCCCACCGUCAUCCUUAUGUUGAGCAGCGACAGCUCGAGCCUUCCUAAUCCGAGGCCGCCUACCCUGAUGCUUCGAGGCCGUGAGAUCGAAUCCAGCAAGUCGAGCGAGAAGGACCGGAGCCACUCCAUUGGCACCGUGUCAAUGACACAGGUGCAUGGAAGAUAG
Messenger RNA from Miscanthus lutarioriparius, 2553 nucleotides. The record is from the annotation of a GenBank genome assembly. NCBI's taxonomy places the organism in Eukaryota, Viridiplantae, Streptophyta, Magnoliopsida, Poales, Poaceae.